Messenger RNA from Protopterus annectens (West African lungfish), 13764 nucleotides. RefSeq names its product STE20 like kinase (gene SLK). The transcript is spliced from 19 exons. NCBI's taxonomy places the organism in Eukaryota, Metazoa, Chordata, Ceratodontiformes, Protopteridae. The record is from RefSeq and is a predicted model, not a curated record. Gene Ontology annotation, molecular function: ATP binding; protein serine/threonine kinase activity. Gene Ontology annotation, biological process: protein phosphorylation. The coding region runs from base 249 to 3872 and encodes 1207 amino acids.
CCAUCUUGGUCGGGGCUCUAAUCUGUUUUAUGCCUGAAGAGAGGAGCUGCACCCACCCCCUUCCUUAGAGACAGCGCUAAACCUAAACCACGAGCCUGUCUGGGGAGCAGCUCCGCACGCGCUCGCUUUAAUGAAAUGAAAGCGGGGUCAGUGACGCAUGCACUGAAAAAAGUCUUCACGGAAAAGUUGCCAACAUUGGCCUUAGAACCGGUGGUCUUAACAGGGAGGCUCACAUACGGCGAGGAAAUAUGUCAUUCUUUAACUUUCGUAAGAUCUUUAAACUAGGUGGCGAUAAAAAGAAGAAACAGUACGAGCAUGUCAGUCGGGAUGUGAACCCGGAGGAUGUUUGGGAAGUCGUGGGCGAACUGGGAGAUGGGGCCUUUGGCAAGGUGUACCGGGCUCAAAACAAAGAAACUGGAAUUCAGGCUGCAGCUAAAGUGAUUGAUACAAAGACAGAGGAAGAACUGGAAGAUUACAUGGUUGAGAUAGAGAUUCUUGCUUCUUGUGAUCAUCCGAAUAUUGUCAAGCUUUUGGAUGCUUUCUAUUAUGAAAGUAAACUUUGGAUUUUAAUAGAAUUUUGUGCAGGAGGAGCUGUAGAUGCGGUAAUGUUGGAGUUGGAGCGACCUCUUACAGAACCACAGAUUCAGGUUGUCUGUAAGCAGACUCUUGAAGCGUUAAGCUACCUCCAUGAAAACAAAAUCAUUCACAGAGAUCUUAAGGCUGGCAAUAUCCUUUUAACACUGGAUGGUGAUAUUAAGCUUGCUGAUUUUGGAGUGUCAGCCAAGAACACGAGGACACUGCAGAGAAGAGAUUCGUUUAUUGGGACACCAUACUGGAUGGCCCCAGAAGUGGUAAUGUGUGAGACUUCAAAAGACAGACCCUAUGACUACAAAGCUGAUAUUUGGUCUUUAGGUGUUACAUUGAUUGAAAUGGCCCAAAUUGAACCACCCCAUCAUGAGCUGAAUCCAAUGCGAGUAUUACUAAAAAUUGCAAAAUCAGAGCCCCCUACCUUGGCACAGCCAUCAAAAUGGUCUCCUAUGUUCAAUGACUUUUUAAAGAAAUGCUUGGAGAAGAAUUUGGAGGCCAGAUGGAACAGCCCUCAACUGCUUCAGCAUCCAUUUGUGGCCAGUGUCACCUCCAAUAAACCAGUCCGGGAGCUAAUAGCUGAAGCCAAAGCAGAAGUAUUAGAGGAAGUUGAAGAAAGUAAAGAUGAGGAAGAGGAAGAAGAACCAGAAACACCACUUAUAACACCAGGGCAUAAACGUGCCUCUUCUGAUGUUAGCAUUGUCAGCUCAGAUGAUGAGAAGCUUUCACAAAAUGCGACAACAUUGGAGUCUGUUUCAGAGAAGUCUGAGCCUGAAGCUGGUGACAAAGUCUCAGAAAAAACUAAUGACAGUCUUUCCAUUGAGAAUAUAGCAGUCUUCGAAGACACCAAGGCAGAAAAUGAGAAAGAAAAUGAAAACAGAUUAUCAGGUCUUAGUAGUGAAGAUGCAGGACUUCAGCAAGAGAUGGUUUCUACAGAGCAGAAAGCAGAGACUGUUCAGGAGGAGACCUUUCCAGCAGAGCAAAAGCCAGAGAAUGUAAAGGAAGAGGCCAUUACUGUAGCACAAAAAACAGAAGAGCGUGUGCAAGAAGGGAAUGUUUCUGCAGAACAGCAACCAGAUGAGGCUUUAACAACUAGUACUGUUGAACAACAAGAAGGAGGUGAAAAUGCAUUUGUUGAUCUGCAAAAAGAAACUGAACGAAGUACAGAAGUGGAAGAGAGGGUGAAAACAGAAGUAACUGAAAAUCAUAUUGAAGUUCAUGACAAACCAGUCGAUAGCAGGGAGGGCAUUAUGCAGGAAGGUGGUGAUGAAACAGCCAUUACUUCAUCUGUUGUAGUACAAGAUCCUACACUUCAUUCUACUGUGAAAGACCAUGAUGUCUGUAAAGAAGACCUUGAAAAUAUUAAUGAGCUCGCACAAUCUGAAACUGAAAAUUCAGAAGUGGAAACUGUUGAAGAAAAGCUGCCAGGUAUGGAUUUUAAGAACGAGGAAGAUCAAAAUGUAGAGGAAGAAGGUAUUGGUAAAGAUGCCCAAGUGAUGUUUACUAAGCAAAUAGUAAAGGAAAAUGUAGAUAGUUCAGGUGAACCUGCUGCUGUAAACCCUGUAGUGCAAAACCUUCCAGAAGAUGCUGUGAAGGAUGUUACAGUAACUAAAGCUGAGGCUGCCGAGACACUUCCUGAGGAGCUAAACAAAACUGAAUCUGUGAAGAAUACUGAAAAUCAGCAAGGCGAAUCGCAACCUGUUGUAAUACCCAGCAUCACUGUAUUUCCUGCUGAACCUAAAGAAGUUAUAACCAGUACCCCUAAAAAAGUGGAUGAACUAAAUCGUGUUGAACCUGAGGUUCAAGGAGAUAAAGAAAAAGACAAUGAUUCUGGCAAUGGUUCUAUUACAGAUAAUAGCAGUAUUGAUUUGAACCUUUCAAUUUCCAGUUUUCUGACCAAAAACAAAGAGACUGGAUCAGUAUCUAUUCAGGAAACUAGAAGGCAGAAGAAGACUUUGAAGAAGACUCGCAAGUUUAUGGUUGAUGGAGUUGAAGUGAGUGUGACAACUUCUAAAAUAGUUACAGAUAAUGAUGCCAAGAGUGAAGAACUUCGCUUCCUCAGGCGCCAGGAGUUGAGGGAACUGCGACUUCUACAGAAGGAAGAACAGAGGGCCCAGCAGCUGCUCAGCAGCAAACUUCAACAGCAGCGAGAGCAGAUUUUCCGACGCUUUGAACAGGAAAUGACGGGUAAAAAACGGCAAUAUGACCAGGAGCUUGAAAAUCUGGAAAAGCAGCAAAAGCAGACAAUUGAACGGCUGGAGCAAGACCACACAAACCACCUUCGAGAUGAGGCGAAAAGGAUUAAAGCAGAGCAGGAGAAAGAGUUGUCCAAGUUUCAGAAUAUGUUAAAAAAUCGAAGGAAAGAGGUUUUAAGUGAAGUGGAGAAAACACCAAAAGAGCAAAGAAAAGAGCUUAUGAAACGCACAAAAGAGGAGCUUGCACAGAGCCAGCAUGCUCAGGAGCAAGAGUUCUUGCAGAAGCAGCAGCAAGAUCUUGACAGUGCCCUUAAGAAGAUAAUUCAGCAGCACAAGAUGGAGUUAGCAACAGUUGAGCGUGAUUGCCUUAAUAACAAACAGCAAAUGCUGAGAGCUCGAGAGGCUGCUAUCUGGGAACUAGAAGAACGUCACCUCCAGGAGAAACAUCAGCUGCUAAAGCAGCAACUUAAAGACCAGUACUUCAUGCAAAGGCACCAGUUGCUGAAAAGACAUGAAAAGGAAACUGAGCAAAUGCAGCGGUAUAAUCAGCGUCUUAUUGAAGAAAUGAAGAACAAACACACUCAGGAGCGUGCAAGGCUGCCAAAAAUUCAACGUAGUGAAGCAAAGACUCGCAUGGCUAUGUUUAAAAAAAGCUUGAGAAUCAAUUCUAGUGGAUCUCCUGAACAGGAUCGGGAAAAAAUUAAACAGUUUGCUGUUCAAGAGGAGAAAAGGCAGAAGAAUGAGAGGUUGGCUCAGCAACAGAAACACGAAAACCAAAUGCGAGACCUUCAGUUGCAAUGCGAAGGAAAUGUUCGUGAACUUCAUCAGUUGCAGAAUGAGAAGUGCCACUUGUUGAUUGAGCAUGAGACACAGAAGUUGAAGGAACUGGAUGAGGAGCACAUGAUGGAGCUGAAAGACUGGCGAGAGAAAUUACGACCUAGAAAAAAGACGCUGGAAGAGGAGUUUGCCAGAAAACUGCAAGAGCAGGAAAUGUUCUUUAAAAUGAGUGGUGAAUCAGAAUGCCUUAACCCGUCCACACAGAGCCGAAUUUCCAAAUUUUACCCUGUUCCUAGCUUGCAUUCUACAUCAUAAUUUCAGAAACUUGUGCAGUUCAACUUUGUAGUGAAGAACUAUAUUACACCCUCACCCCAGUGGUUGUAUCUUCUCCAGACAGCAUCAUUAAAACCUCAGCUGCCUGUCUCCUUCUUCAGUGAAGACAAUCAACAGCACCCAGCUCAGAAUUUUGCUUCUCGCUGGGGAUUUCGUACAAGUAGAUAGAGUUUUUAAACUCUUAAAUUGAAUGCUGUUUGCAAGACUGUUACUUUUUGAUACUUGUAAUCGGUGUUUUGAGGGUGGGGGAUACUUUAAAACUUGGUACAGGGCUGUGAAAAAAAACUGAAGUAUUUCAUACUGUUUAAAAGCUUAGUACUUUGACAUGAUAUAUUCACCUUGCUGGAUGUGUGCACUGUAUUGAGAGAGAGAGGAGAGAAUUUUAUGAAGUAAUCGUGACAGAUCUGUACACGGUAAACCCUGGAAAUAUUACACAGUAGGUAGAUCACUGACUUCAGAAAGAGUGGGACAUGUCUGUUGUAUAGUAACUGCUUCUCUGUAACAUGCAGGUCACACUAAGAUUUAAUUUGGUGCAAUCCUAUCAGUUUAAGCAUAUCAGAUUGUUUCAUUGGCACUUUACUCUGCUGAGCAGUAAUCACACCAUGGGUCUGAUUCUGGCUUUCAUGCAAGACUGGGAAGUUGUGCUACUUAUACUUCUGGCUGAGAGUUUUGAAGUUUGUUCCGCACAUUGGUUGUGAGUCUACCUUAGCCAUAGUUAUGCAUGGAAAUGGUGUGAGAUGCCAAGCAUAGCAUUGGGGUAUGCAGUCAUUAAUCAAGUUUACCAAAACAGAACAGAAAGAGCUCAGGCAAACAACAUAACACUCCACUGCACUUUCCCUGCUAGACUGCAUAGUGGGGGGCUUUCAUUUUACUAAUCCUGUGCCUAAACACAAGUUAGACCCAAGCUUGUGGCUCUCUUCAAUUUACUGGCAGCAGAUUACUGUCAGUUUUUGUUUUCUUUAGAGCAGGAUAUCUGCUUCUGCUGCCAACUGUUGCUGGAAGUCCUUGCCCUGAAAUUCUUUAUGCUAAAAUCUGUGUAAAGGGGAAGACUAAGGCAAUUGAAGGUGCUCUAUGUAUUUUAUUUAGGCCUUUAUCAGCUUCACUUAUGUUAGAUAGCAGCUUUUGAAUCAUCAGAGAUGGUACAUCAAAGAUGAAUCAGCAAAGACACUUGCGUGCUAAUGCACUUGUUCUUAGUCCUUUGAUAAAUGUCAGGUUGCUGUUUAUUUACUGAGUUUUUAGCUACACACUCCACUUUUAAAUUUACUAUCUUAUGUUAAAUUAUGGGCCACUUUUAUAGUUCAGGAUUGUGAAAGCACUGAGCUACUUUUUAAUGGACUUCUGUAGACUAAAGAGCCAAUUUAUAUCGUAUUAAAUUGGGUAUUCUUUAAAGAAAAUUAAAAUACAGCAGAAAUAGUUGUCUACAGAAAUUGGAACUGUGAUUUUUAUCUCCGUCUUCUUCCUAUACUGUAGUAAUUGUGGAACCUGACUGGGUUUUAAGUUUCAUUUUGACCAUUAGUGAUUUUAAGUUAUUUUGUUUUGCAUCUGCUGUAUUCUAGUUGUGUGGCAAACCAAGUAUUUGUAAGAGCAAGUAUAAAAUAUGGCGUGGACUUGUACUUUAUACUGGUAGUUUUAUUUUGCCCUUUUGGCACUUUUUCUUUCUGGGUUUUCCCAGCUUACUGAAUGUAAUGUCUUUCUGUCAUAUCAUAACAGUGUUGUAAAAUUGUAUUACAGUAUACAUUAUGAAGGCAUGUCUGUAAUGUUGUACUUGUAUGUUGUUAGUGACAUAGUCACAUGUAAAUUUGCCAUCACACCCCUAAAGUGUUUUUUUGCUUAUAUAUAUAUAUAUAUAUAUAUAUAUAUAUAUAUAUAUAUAUAUAUAUGCACACACAUAUGUAAAUAUACAUACACGUGUAUUUAUAUACAUGUACACAUAAUCUGUGUAUAAUAUAUAUAAAAUAGUGUGCGUGUGUGUGUGUUUAUACAUAGAGUACCCAAGCAGAUUGCAUGCAAUAUAAACCACUUAAAAGUUGGUUUAAGAGCAUGUUGAAAUGUUAAGUACAGGAUACUUUGGUGUUAGUACUUUUAUUCUCAGAAGUACUUUGUGGAUUGGGGAGGAGGAAUCAGAACUGUGCAUACAUUGCUAUGUUUAGUUUAUCAGCAUUGUUAAUUUUGUAAUAUUUGUAUGUGAACUGUCCUCCACUUGUAGGGUUUUGGACCUUAUUGGAAGCACAUUAUGUAAUGAUCAGUGUUUAAAAAUGCUUGCACCAACUGCAUGUUUAUAUUCUUUGUACUUACUGUUGUACAUAAUUAUUUUUGUAGUUAAAGAUUUCCUUUGCAAAUCAUAUAAUUGUCUUUAAAAUAAUUCCAGUUGAUUAUUCAGAAUUUUUCACAUAUUAUGAUUUGUCCGUAUCCCCAGAACAUUCCAAAAAUAUAUUAUUCUGGCACUACUAUGCUCUUAUUUUCUUUUUGACUCCUUAUGUGCUAUGGACACCAUUAUUGGUAUAGGCUUUGUUUUUGACCGACUUAUUUCAUCAAGAAUCAGAUACAGAUAAAAUAAGGAGUUAUAUGGGACAUUAAACCGAGGUAUAAUACAGGAAGAAGUACCUAGGGUUUCUUCAGGUAGUCCUCAAGGGAAAAAGGCAGAAAACUGAAAGAAUAGUUAGAAAAAUACUAAUUCUUCAAUGUAUUUCUCAGCCUUUUUUUUUUCUUUUUUUUUUUUUUUUGUAAAUAUGUUUCGUUAUCAUCUAAUGUCUUUUUCAUCAGUUCUUUGACCAGUUGGUCUCUGAUCUGGCUUCAGCCACUUUGCUAGACUUACGAUCUGUAGUUGGAGCUCCUCCCCUUACCUGUAAUCUUCUCUUCUCCUAGAUUACCUCAGAUUGUUUGCAGGUUCAGUGUUUGGACAUGGUCAUAAGCUUGAUUAUUUUGUGGGACAGAUAAGCGAUUUUUCCAUUUAUCUUGGUCUGUUUUUGUCCUUUUCUUCUCUCCUCCAUGUUCUUUGCAAUAUUGAUAUAUUAAAGAAGAUUUAAAGGAGGAUGGCAUAAUGGUUAAGGUGUUUACCUUACAGACACAAGGUGCAAGGUUUGAUUCUCACAUGGGGUAAUUGGCUAGGCAUGAAAUGCCCCACAAGGGCAGUUAGCCUAGUACUAAUCUAUGAUGCUUUUCUAUGAAAAUGUUUUCCUUUAGGUUAUUUCUAACUCUGCUAGUCAUUGGGCCUUGCACCUUUUGCUUUUCUUGCUACCUACCUGGUGCUACUUUUGUCUACCAUUAUUGGUGCUUCCUUUCUCCUUUGCACCUUUUGGGUAUUAGUGUUACUAUUGUUUGUGUUUCUCUCUGCUUUGUAUACUUUCUGGUUGUAUAUUUUUUUGUUGUUGUAUUGAUUCCUUGUGUUGCUUUAAUGGAUAAAUCAAAAGGAUUCAAAAAAUACUCCAUGUGGACACAAAUCCCCAAAUCAGAUGCCCACUCUGAGUGUGUGUGUGUCCACUGCCUUGAGGCAGUUCAUCUUACCCCAGAUUGUAAUAUUUGUACUGCAUUUAAUCAUAGGGCUGUAGUAGAGUGUCAGAAUAAGUUCAUCUUGAAAAGAUUACUCCCCUGCACUUCUUCACCUGGAGCUCCUUCCUCAUCUAAGAAGUCUUCAGAGUCUACAAAUGGAGAUGCACUGACAAAUCUAAAGAGUCAAGGAAGUGUUCCUUAGAUUGCUCUUCUUUUUUGGGUCAGCUCCACCUGAGAAAAUCUCAAGAAAUUUGGAUCUGAAUACCACUUCCUAUCCAACACCGUCAAAACCAUGGGAUCCAAUUGCUCCUUCGGAUCUAACUCAAACUAAGUCUAAGUCUCCUCAGGCCAGAUCAAAGUUCUCUCCAGAGUCUUAUUACUUUGAGGAUUCACUCACCUUUCUUGCAGGAGACACCUCAAAGGAUAUCCCGUCCACCCCUCCACCUCUUCAUCCUUCAGGUUAUCUAGAAGUCUAACAGAAGCAAAUGUGGACAGGAUGAAGAGAGUUUCUUUCAGAGUUAUUCCUACUCUUGUCUCCCAUCAUAUCCGUGAGCCUACCUCCAGUAAAACCCCAACUUUUGGCUCCUAUUCCAAUCCGUCCACUGACUUCGGAUCCUGUGGACACAAGAAUUACAAGCUUGCCUGUGGUGGAUCCGAAAGCAUGGCCUUUGACUCAGACACUUUCUCUUCCAGAUGGCACUGACUCUGUCAAAUCUACAAGGAUCUCAGAGCAGUAGCAUGUGUGUCAGAUCCAGGAGUUUGCGUUCAACUCUGAUGUUUUUGGAGCCAUACUUUCCUCUCAGAGCCUCAGUGUUGGACAGCUCAACUCCAGCCUCUGCAUCAAUGCAGAAUCUUGGGGAGACUAGGUUCCAAAACAAACAAACAUGAUUUUUGAUGACUUUUUGUAUUUAUUAAUUAUACAAGCAACUGUUUGAUUCCAUUUUAACAUUGCUUGCCUGAUGAAGCUAUAUUAAAAAGCACUGUAAUUGUUUUACAUUAAAGUUCUUUAAAUUGGUACGCGUAGCGUCCAGAUCUCUCUUUUUUGUUUGUUUUAUUGCUUUGUAUAGUGUAAUCCAGUUUAUUGGUCUGGCAAAACCUUGUUUUUAUUUGAGAUCGGGUACCAGCCUGCACAGGUGGCUUUGGAUCCUGGCAGACUUGGAUUUGGUUUCCCCAUGGCUUCUGCCUUUGAGAUGGGGUGAGAGCAUUUUCCACCUUCAUAAACAAAAAAUCCUUGACCCCAUCAGGUCCAUCACUUUUUUCAGCUGUCUGUUGUAGAUUCUGGGCUUUUUCAUCCUGUCCCAUUGGUACAGCCAGUCUGAUCAAGUGGGGGAGACCAUCCUCAUUCAGGACUCUGGCAUUUGAGUCCUCUCCCGAAUCUCCCACCAGAGAGCCAGAGGCACUUAGACUCCCCACAGUAGUCUUUAACCAAAGACUUUGACUUUGAUGAAGGGGAAGGGGUCUCCAGAUCACCCAUUGAGGAUGUCUCUUUCAGUGAAAUACUCAAACUUUUAAGACGUGUUUGGUCUUCUAACCCACCAUUCGCAGGAGGCAUUAGUGUGUUUUGAAGCUUUCAGAGCCGGCUCAGCUAUGUCUUUGGUAGUCCACCCCCAGCGGACAAGAUGGUGGAUGUUAUGUUCCACCAGGUGUGGAAGGAUCCAGAUGUCACAGAGCCUUUACCCAAGAUGCCAGAUAAAUACCUCACUGCACCAAGGGAUAGGGCCCAUUGGAGCAAGGGUCCUUCCAGUUGUGGUGGUGGUUGCAGCAGCCACCAAGAAGGAACUCGUGGAACAGAAUUCUUUUGUUCAUUCCUCAACAGAGUAUCCAGGUCAUUGAGCAGAUUUGGGAAGUGUGUCUAUGCUUCAGUGUCCUUUACCCUCAGUUCACUGAACUAUUUGGAACACAUUGCGACAUUUCUGGGUCCAUGCCUGUGGGAGGACAAGAAGACUUUUUUUUACAACUGGCCACCCUCCAGUCUCUGUUGAAUGCCUCAGUGAGGUUGAUUUCCCACGCCUCAGAGGGAGUUUCAGGAGCUGCAGCUUCAGGAAUUGCUAUACAAAGGCACACCUGUAUUCACCUUUGUGACUUUGCAGAGCCCUUCAAGACUUCAUUCAUCAGUACUCUUUUUGAUGGAUCCACCUUGUUUCUCUCUAAGGUGAGAGACUUUCUCCGGGAGCAAUCAGGAUGAGAAGAUGUAAUCUGCUAUGGGAAUUAAUUUUUCUACCCUUCAGAGGACUUUCUACCAGAACCAGAGAAGAGGCAAAAAGAUGUGGUUCUGAAAGAUGUACAGGUCUUCAAAGCACUGCUAUGGAGACAGAUCCCCUGCGGCAGAGAGGGGAACUGUAGUAGAAGAUAUCCCCCCCCCCCCCCCACCAUGGCAGAGGUGGACCUCAACAUCAGAGCUUUAGAGGUCCUUUUUCUGAGAAGCCCUUUCAUCACCCUGAAGGGUUGCCUGACCGCUACACUCUGGAGUCAGUCAGGUGGCACUUGUCUCUACACCCAGAAGCCUGGACAGCCAUUACCUAAGGUACUUGGAUUCUCAGAAUAAUAUCCAGAGGGUAUUGCAUACCAUUUUUUCUUCUGCCUUCCAGAAGAACAAAAUAAUUCCUAACAUUCCACCCAGUCAGAGGAAAGCAGAGCCUGUAGAUAUAGAAAAAGCAGCUGAGAAAAAGUCAUCCAAGUAGUAUCCCCAGACCAAAACGGACCCGGAACAUAUUCAAGAUUUUUUUUUUUAGUGCCAAAGAAGAUAGGGGACCAGUUGUAGAUCGUAGCAGUCUGAAUCAGUUCAUAAAACACUUGCAGUUCCAUUUGGUCACAGUUUAGUGUGCUCUUCCACUGUUACUGAAGAAUGAUCGGAUGUGCUCUGUAGACCUCCAGGAUCCACACUAUGGUAUCAAGAUACACAGGUACUCCAAGAGAUACCUAUGCUUCCAGCUGGGAGCCCGUCACUAUGAAUUCAGAGCCCUGCCUUUUGGUCUCAACAAAGCCCCCAGGAAGCUCGCCUAGUGCAGGGCAGUGGCCACAGCUCACUUGAGACUACAUGGAUUCAUUGUGUUUCCUUACCUAGAUGACUGGCUGUAUUCUGUUUCCACCAAGCCUCUACUGAUUUAGGCCAUGGAUUACUUGCUCCAUCUGUGUGUUCAACUGGGCAUCACAGUGAACUAUGCUAAGUCUCAUAUUUCCCCUGCACAAGCCCUGGAAUUCAUUGGUGCUUAUCUGGAUAUGGUUACACAGAUUGCUAGCUUACCACAGAUAAGGAUAAACAGUCUACUGAACCAAGAGUUACACAAUCUGUCUUCCUUCUCCUCCAACCAGGCUGGUAUUAGUUUCAUGGAUCAGUGGCAACCUCUGUAGUUCUGGUAACUUUAACAAGAUUUACAAUAGCUGAUAGGGUGUCACUCUCUGACUGCUUCUAUUCGAAUAACAAAUAUUUGCAAACAACACAUUUCCUGGAAGAUUCGCACAGAAGUUGCGUCUGUGGGCCGCCCAAUUUUUCUUCCUACACUCAUGGCCACAGUGACAAUGGAUUACUUGGGAAGGAUGAUCCAAGGUACUUGGUCUCUGUUAGAGGUCAAUCUUCGUAUCAAUGUCCUAGAAAUGAGAGCAGUCCUAUUGGUGUUGCAGACAUUUCAAGAUGCUAUUCAUACGGCCGACAUGUCAGUGGUCUGGUACAUCAACAAACGGGGAUGAACCCGGACCCACCCCCUAUUUGGAGAUGCAGUGAAUGUAGCAAGGGGCAAUCUCUUCUAGCCACUUUCUGUUGUCAUUGCAUAGUCCAGCAUGCUAUCAGACUGAGCAGAUCCAUUUUACUUCCUCAUGAGUAGUUUCUCAAUUAAGUCGGUGGCAAAAGUGAUAUUUCACCAAAGGGGCAACCAAGCUGUGACCUGUUUGCUUCUCCCAUCAAUUCCAAAUGUAGUAGGCACUUUUCCCUGAUCUGCCCGGAGAGGGAGUCACCAAGAAGACUGCCUGAUUAUUGGCCCACUGGUCUCCUCCAUACCUCACCCCCUGACUCCACUGAUUCCCAGCUUUGUCCAGAAAGCAUUUCAGUGGAAAAGCAAGGUAAUCCUCAUUGCACCAUUCUGACCUCAUCAAGUGUGGCUGCGCUUCCUGUGGCCUCACCUCAUCAUCCCAGAAAGUUCCUACCAGAAAGAUAUGUAAGAGCAGAUGGAAAAGGUUUUCUAUCUGGGCCCUGCAGAGACAAUUAGAUCUUUUUUCAGCAUCAAUCCCAGCUGUUCUUGACUUCUUUGUUUUUAUUUUUAGUGAUGGAGCAAGUUACUUGACAAUUAAGGUCCAAAUUGCUGCCUUUUCUAACUUUCACUCAGGCCAAAACCAUUCUUCAUUGGCCUCUCUGAGCUUAUGCAAUUUUUUUUCUUAAAAGUACCUUUUUACUUUAGCCACCUAUUAAGGAUCCUAUUCCUCUGUGGAGUUUAACAGUACUUCAAGCUUUGACCCAAUCUCGCUUUCAGCCUUCAGCUGAGGUAAAAUGAAAGUAGUCAUUCUGGAAAACUAUUUUCCUGAUUGCCAUUACAUUGGCUAGAUGAGUAUCAGAACUCUAGGCGUUUUCUUCCCAGCUACUUAUCUGAUUUUUUUGUAAGGACAGGGCAUCACUUCAAGAGUAAUCCAUCUUACCUAAGGUGGUAUCAGAAACAACUGUCAACCAAUCCCAUCUAUCUACCCGUUUUCUUUUCUAGUUUUUCCAGCAAGGGAGAAUACAUGCUGCACAUGUUGGAUGUUCAUAGACAACUUAGAUUCUAUAGUCAUAGAACUAAAUAUUUCAGAAAAUCAGAACAAUUGUUUUUCUUUUUCCAAAGCUAAAUUGGCAAAACAACCUUGGCUAGAUGGCUCACUGAUUACAUUUCCUUUGUCUGCAAGAAUAAAGAAUUGACAUUACCCAAACCACCUAAGGCUCAUUCCACCAGAUCAAAGAUGACCUCAACAGCUUUUUCAUCAAGAGCUUCUGUAAAUGACAUUUGUGCAGAUUCGACUUUAUCUAGUGCUCACACCUUUAUAACUCAUUAUUAAUUGGACAUUUUAUCUUGGAGUAGAGCAGCAUUUGCUCUGCUGUACUCCAGAAUAUCCUUCCAUGAGGACCACCCAAGGUUUCUAUAUCUGAGGAUUCUGUCCCAUCGGUUGAGAAAUGGAUGAAAAAGAUGACAACAGAUAUAAAAUGAUGUGCUUGCCAUAGCUAUGCAUCUGUGUUUUAAUCCUUCCUCAACCUCCUGUCCUCCAGCCCCCUUCCAGUUUUUUAUAAGCUCCUAGGAUGUCCUGAGGGAUAUUUCCUGUCAGCCUUGCCGCAUGAGCUCCUGUCAUUGUCUUCCUCCUCUUCUCCUUCCUUUUCUUUCUGCUGUAGGUGGUAUACAGUUUAGUUUAGAAUAUGGACAUUUAUUGGUUAGCUGACUGGAGCACAAACUAGAUGUGAGGUAAUUUGGGAGAAGAGAAGAUUGUUGGUAAGAGGAGGAACUUGAGCUGCAGAGGUCAAGUCUAACAAAGUGGCCAAAGCUGGAUCCAAGACACAUUGGUUAAGGAACGAAGAAAACAGACAACAUAGAUGCAUAGUUAUGGUGAGUGCAUACAUUUUAUUUAUAUAUUGCAGAAUAUCAGUUUGUUUAUUUCCCAUUUAUUUUCUCUGCUGUAACUCUAAAUGUCAUCAGUGUGUUAAGUCCUGAUGUAUGAACCUUUUUUCCACCUUGUGUUGCUUGAUGUUCCAGAGUUUUUCCCAACAAUCCCACACACUGCCCCUUUCACACCAGUCUUUUGAGCCCACACUUGAGAACUUUAGCCAUUUGUCUCAUACUGCUAAGUACAGUGUAAAUAUUUGGUAGACUAGCAACAUGAUUAGUUCAGAUAAAUGUUGAGUUGCCAAAUGAAAACGCAUCAAAAAUGUUCACCAAAAUUAACUUCUGUAAAACUUAGAAGACAAUUUUUCAUGGGGGGGGUUCAAGCCCUCCUUUUACCCCCUGGGGGGCAUUCCACACACACCCUAGACUUGUAUAUACCAACUCCGAGGUUGCACACCAGCGAAUAAAAAGGCAAACUCCACUGUUGGCAUAAUUAGGUUUGGUGAACAGUAUUUAUUAUUUUUGUGUUUGCUGAAACUGCCUUCAUCAGCCUGACACCCUCCUGAUUGUUCUUGCUACUGAAAUAAAUGCUGGAUCAUUCAAUAGCAUCUACCUGGUGAACAUUUUAAUGGUGUUUCAAGGCAGUUUUACCACUGAUAAGCAUCACAGUCUCAUUUAUUUUAUAUUGCUUAUUUUGUUUGUUGUCCUUUGUUUUCUGUGAGUGUAGCAGAUGUCUCUCCACCUCAGUCAGUAAGCUUAUUUUUUUUUAUGUGUUGUGUGCAGAGUAUUUGUAAAUGAAGUCCAAAAUAAAAGAAACAUUUUCAGCUUGA